AUGGCCAUCAUCAAUGUGGAGAAGCUCAUCAUUCUUGUACAAGAACGGCCCCUAUUAUGGGACACCAGGUCAGAGCUAUACCAUGACCGUGUCAGAAAAGAUGCGGCAUGGGAGGAACUAACAAAGGAGCUGCAUCCUGAGGAGUGGGAGAAAGCAAGCAAGGUCCAGCGAAAGAACAUGGUAAAAAUAGCAAAGACAAGGUGGAACAGCACCCGUGAUCAAUUUAGAAGGGAGCUGUCGGAAACUUCACGUAGCGGUGACGGGGGUGCAAAGAAACGUCCCUACAUUUACACCAAGCAGCUGCGGUUCUUAAGAGAUAUCAUGGAGUUGCGACCCACUGUUGAUAAUCUGGAGGAGCAGACUGGGUCGAUAGAUUCGGAUGAGACCCAAAUGGAGACACAGAAAUCACCGGAUGACGCCACAACAAACCCACCAGAGAUGUCACAGCAAAUUCAGACAUCAAGUGGUCCAGAGGAAACACCAGCAGAGAUCCAUCCAGCACCAAGACGCCGGAGCCGGAAUCCUCCUGUGCAAGCACCAACAGAUAAUCGCGCUGUCAUAGAUAGUCGAGUACUAGACAAUCUAAAUAGAAAUCAAUCAGAGAGCCCUGAGGAAUUAAUGCUCCGAUCUCUGUCUCCAUUCCUCUCUUUAAAAAUAGCAAAGACAAGGUGGAACAGCACCCGUGAUCAAUUUAGAAGGGAGCUGUCGGAAACUUCACGUAGCGGUGACGGGGGUGCAAAGAAACGUCCCUACAUUUACACCAAGCAGCUGCGGUUCUUAAGAGAUAUCAUGGAGUUGCGACCCACUGUUGAUAAUCUGGAGGAGCAGACUGGGUCGAUAGAUUCGGAUGAGACCCAAAUGGAGACACAGAAAUCACCGGAUGACGCCACAACAAACCCACCAGAGAUGUCACAGCAAAUUCAGACAUCAAGUGGUCCAGAGGAAACACCAGCAGAGAUCCAUCCAGCACCAAGACGCCGGAGCCGGAAUCCUCCUGUGCAAGCACCAACAGAUAAUUGCGCUGUCAUAGAUAGUCGAGUACUAGACUAUCUAAAUAGAAAUCAAUCAGAGAGCCCUGAGGAAUUAAUGCUCCGAUCUCUGUCUCCAUUCCUCUCUUGUGUGCCAGAAGUGCGUCGGCCCGUGUUCAUGUCUACCAUGAACACGAUCCUUGAUAUCUUCUCAUGGCCCCAAGACCCCACAGAAUUGACAUAA
Messenger RNA from Bufo bufo (common toad), 1212 nucleotides. RefSeq lists its product as uncharacterized. The transcript has 6 exons. Gene Ontology annotation, biological process: regulation of transcription by RNA polymerase II. Gene Ontology annotation, cellular component: nucleus; transcription regulator complex. Lineage: Eukaryota; Metazoa; Chordata; Amphibia; Anura; Bufonidae. The coding region runs from base 1 to 1212 and encodes 403 amino acids. The record is from RefSeq and is a predicted model, not a curated record.